This is a messenger RNA of Penicillium cosmopolitanum, 1137 nucleotides long. RefSeq names its product agmatinase. Lineage: Eukaryota; Fungi; Ascomycota; Eurotiomycetes; Eurotiales; Aspergillaceae. The transcript is spliced from 7 exons. The record is from RefSeq and is a predicted model, not a curated record. Gene Ontology annotation, molecular function: agmatinase activity; metal ion binding. The annotation marks the transcript as partial.
UCUUUAAAUUCUAAGACUGGUCUCCGAAAUUACAACCCUCAAAAUGUCCUAUUUUACCGCGUUGACUAUAUUCUCUCUCUUCUUUUCCACGGGGCUAUCUCUCUGAAUGUUGGCCCAGAAUAUAGCCAUCCGAUCGAGGAUCUUGAUGUUGAUCUUCCGUUUUCCCAACCCGUCACCUUCGCGCAUCUCGAAUGGCAGCGGUGUCUCGCCGCGUCCCACGAUCGGCCGCUUGAUAUCGCCCUUCUAGGAUUCCCAUACGAUACUUCAACGUCCUACCGUCCGGGAGCACGUUUUGGCCCGCGGGGCAUUCGAGCUGGAUCAGCAAGGGAAAAGAAGGGGCGUAGCUACAACACCAUUGACUGCGGAGAUAUCCCUAUCACUCCCUUCGACGCUGCACAUGCUUUCAAACAAAUGGAACAAGGAUACAGACAAGUCCUAUACCACCCGACCUCUGAGCAAAACAAAUGGGAGCAUCCGCGCAUAGUAAGCCUGGGCGGAGAUCACUCAAUUGUGCUGCCGAUUUUGCGAUCGUUGAAACAAGUAUACGGACCUAUUUCAGUAAUCCAUCUUGACUCCCACCUUGACACAUGGGAUCCUUAUGAGGGUUAUACUGGAAUCGCUUCCAACCAAUCGGCCAUCACACACGGAACCUUCUUUUGGCAUGCUAGUCGAGAGGGUUGCAUUAGCAAAGGAACCAGUGUUCAUGGAGGAUUGAGAACGAAGCUUUUUGUUAAGUCCCGGGAUUACGAAAUUGACCAGAAUGUUGGAUUCACAAUUAUCGAGGCCCAAGAAAUCGAUGAGAUCGGCAUGUCAGGAAUUAUCGAGAAGGUCCGGAACACAGUCAAAGAUACACCCACGUAUCUUUCUAUCGAUAUUGAUGUACUUGAUCCAAGUAUCGCCCCAGCGACCGGGACUCCGGAGUCUGGUGGCUGGACCACUCGCGAAUUGAAGCGAUUCAUCAAGGGUCUUGAAGGUAUCCAUUUGGUUGGCGCGGAUGUUGUGGAGGUCAGUCCGCCAUAUGAUUCUGUUGCCGAGACAACCUCCGUGGCAGCGGCGGAUUUGAUUGUUGAUAUUUUGGCAUCCAUGGCCAAGUUGAAUGAAGGCCCCAAGGUCAAGACGACAAAAGAUGAGCUCUGA